AAAAAAGUCAGUCAUCCUGGAUUCCUAUCUCUGGAGUCUUGGUCUUGAAGGAUUUGUACUGCCCUGGAUCACAGUGACAGCAAAAUUACUUGGCUAAUGAGAAGCUUUGGAAAUUGCAUCUCUAGGGAUACAGAGACUGCAAUCACCCUGGGACUACCUGCUUCAACAGUUCUUCAGAAAAGAAGUAGCACAUCUGAACCUUAUCUCAUAGAUGAUCCUUGUUUCUCUGGAGCCUGAGGGUCACUCAGUCCCUGUGCCCUUCCUGAGUAUACCUUCCAUAUGGCACAUUCAGAGGAGAUGUCAUAUCAUUCCAGUACAAUACCCACCAGGUAAUCUAAUGACCCUUCAUCAAUGUUUGGAAAUGAGGGCAGGUGUUUUACUAUAGUUUCAUCUGGAGGAAGCUGUGGAGAACACAUGCAUCAAAGCCACCCAUGGUUUUCCUGCCUCUCUGUCAUCUUCCUUGUGCUUUGCACCAAUAUUCAAGGACCGCCGAUUUACUAAUAUCAUAUGAAUGUUUACUACGGCCAGGAACAUUUUCGUACUGAGUAGAAAUAUGCUUUUUUUCUCUAACAGGAUGGCUGUUAUAAAAGUAUCUGCAAUUGGUGGUGGUGGGAGGCAGGAAGUUUGGUAAAGGUCACUUUAUCUUCCCAUUCCUGGUUCUUGACAAAAUUACGUUAUCUCAGUUGCCUGCCUCUGAGGUCUCUGGGGAUCCAGACAGUCUUUAACUGUGACCCCAGUCUGUUUCUCUUUAUAAAAUUACCAAAUGUUUCAAAUAAUCAAAAUGGUAUAUUUAGUGCAAUAUUUGAAUUGGCCUCCUCUUGAUCCUUGUGAGAAUUAACAAUGGAUGACACUCUGGUGUAUCAGCUUCAGGUUUUGUUAAAGGAACAGAAUCCCAUGCAUACAGACGGCACCUUCUUCUUAAUCCUCUCUGUUAGUCUCUGUCCCAUCCUAAGACAGUGUCUGUCACUGGUGAUGCUCCUCCUGCUGGUCUAGAAAACACACCUGUGAUUGUGUUGUCACUCCACCUUCUCCAUCAGAUUCAUCGACAACAUGGGACCCAGCAACAAAACAGCAGUUUCCGAAUUCCUUCUUAUGCAAGUGACAGAGGAUCCAGAACUGAAGCCCUUUCUCUUUAUUCUGUUUCUGUCCAUAUACCUGGUCACCAUCCUGGGAAACCUGCUCAUCGUCCUGGCCGUCAGCUCGGACUCCCACCUCCACACCCCCAUGUACUUCUUCCUCUCCAACCUGUCCUUUACUGACAUCUGUUUAAGCACAACCACGAUCCCAAAGAUGCUGGUGAACAUCCAGGCACAGAGUCAGAGCAUCACUUAUGCAGGCUGCCUCACCCAGAUCUACUUUGUCCUGGCUUUUGGUGGUUUGGAAAGUUUUCUUCUUGCGGCAAUGGCCUAUGAUCGCUAUGUGGCCAUUUGUCACCCACUGAGGUACACAGUCAUCAUGAACUCCCACUUCUGUGGCCUGCUGAUUCUAGUCUCCUUGUGCAUUAGCACUGUGGAUGCCCUGAUGCACAGUCUGAUGGUGUUGCAGCUGACCUUCUGCACAGACGUCGAAAUCCCUCUCUUCUUCUGUGAAGUUGUUCAGGUCAUCAAGCUCGCCUGUUCUGACACCCUCGUCAAUAACAUCCUGAUAUAUUUUGCAACUAGCCUAUUCGGUGGUAUCCCUGUGUGUGGAAUCAUUUUCUCUUACACUCAGAUAGUGUCCUCUGUUUUGAGGAUGCCAUCUGUGGGCAGAAAGUAUAAAGCGUUUUCUACGUGUGGGUCUCACCUGUCAGUUGUGUCUUUGUUCUAUGGGACAGGUUUGGGGGUGUACAUUAGUUCUGCUUUUACUAACUCUUCCAGAAACACUGCGGUGCUUUCAGUGAUGUAUACUGUUGUCCCUCAAAUGAUGAACCCUUUCAUCUACAGCCUGAGGAACAGGGAUAUGAAGGGAGCCUUGAGAAAACUCGUAAGUAGGACACCUUCUCCUCUGUGACCAUGUCAUUGGCAUUGGACUGGGAUUUCUGGAAUGAGUCAAAGUGACCAAAAUAUAGGGUGAGACAGAAUGUCUGAAUUUUGCAUCAUCAACUUCUUCUAGAAAUACAAGGUAUCGUAGUGGCCAUGUGCAUUAGGAGAAUGAAUUUGCACUUUAUCCAGCUCUGUUGUGUUUGGCAAGCGAUUUCAAAUCUCUAAUCUCAGUUUCUGAGUUAGAUUCCCCAAAAGAAGAACCUGAGUCAGGGGUUCUUGUGGUAGUGAUUUUGUGAGGUUUGUUUUCAGAAGAGAAGUGGAAUAAGGUGGAUAAGGCAGGGCAAGAAUCUAAAUGAGGAUGUGGUGAUUCUACCCAAUUCCAGAAUCAUACUGUGAGAACUGAACUUCAGUGUUGGAACUCCUUGGAGGCCACAUGUGGAGAUUUUUACCCCAGUUCAAUGAUCACCCAGUCCAGUCACUGGAAACUGUAUCUGUGGAGGUCAACAUCAGCUUCCACUAUGCUCAGUUCCAUUAAAUAUACAUUGGCAUUAUUAGGUUAUCUUAGUGGUUUGACGUGAUAGGGGAUAA
Messenger RNA from Felis catus (domestic cat), 2549 nucleotides. Its product is annotated as olfactory receptor 7G1-like. Gene Ontology annotation, molecular function: olfactory receptor activity; G protein-coupled receptor activity. The transcript has a single exon. Gene Ontology annotation, cellular component: membrane. The record is from RefSeq and is a predicted model, not a curated record. Gene Ontology annotation, biological process: G protein-coupled receptor signaling pathway. Lineage: Eukaryota; Metazoa; Chordata; Mammalia; Carnivora; Felidae. The coding region runs from base 1051 to 1989 and encodes 312 amino acids.